GCGUGAGGAGACUCGGCGGCUGGAGCCGUCACCCCGGGCGGGGACCCUGCGCAGGCGACUACGCGCGGCGGCCCGGCCGAGGGAGGGAGCGAGCGAGCGGGCGGGCGGCGGCGGCGGCGGCGGCGGCUGGCGCCCGAGGGGCCGAGCGAGGUUUCAAACCAUGGCUGUGUGGAUACAAGCCCAGCAGCUCCAAGGCGAUGCCCUUCAUCAGAUGCAAGCAUUAUAUGGUCAACAUUUCCCCAUUGAGGUGCGACAUUAUUUAUCCCAGUGGAUUGAAAGCCAAGCUUGGGACUCAAUAGAUCUUGAUAAUCCACAGGAGAACAUUAAGGCCACCCAGCUCCUGGAGGGCCUGGUGCAGGAGCUGCAGAAGAAGGCGGAGCACCAAGUGGGGGAAGAUGGGUUCUUACUGAAGAUCAAGCUGGGGCACUAUGCCACGCAGCUCCAGAACACAUAUGACCGCUGCCCCAUGGAGCUGGUCCGCUGCAUCCGGCAUAUUCUGUACAACGAGCAGAGGCUGGUCCGCGAAGCCAACAAUGGUACUUCUCCAGUUGGAAGUCUUGCUGACACCAUGUCCCAGAAACACCUCCAGAUCAACCAGACGUUUGAGGAGCUGCGACUGGUCACACAGGACACAGAGAAUGAGCUGAAGAAGCUGCAGCAGACUCAAGAGUACUUCAUCAUCCAGUAUCAAGAGAGCCUGAGGAUCCAGGCUCAGUUUGCCCAGCUGGCCCAGCUGAAUCCGCAGGAGCGCCUGAGCCGGGAGACGGCCCUCCAGCAGAAGCAGGUGUCCCUGGAGGCCUGGCUGCAGCGGGAGGCCCAGACGCUGCAGCAGUACCGUGUGGAGCUGGCCGAGAAGCACCAGAAGACCUUGCAGCUGCUGCGGAAGCAGCAGACCAUCAUUCUGGAUGAUGAACUGAUCCAGUGGAAGCGGCGGCAGCAGCUGGCGGGGAAUGGAGGGCCCCCCGAGGGCAGCCUGGAUGUGCUGCAGUCCUGGUGCGAGAAGUUGGCCGAGAUCAUCUGGCAGAACCGGCAGCAGAUCCGCAGAGCUGAGCACCUCUGCCAGCAGCUGCCCAUCCCUGGCCCAGUGGAGGAGAUGCUAGCUGAGGUCAAUGCCACCAUCACAGACAUCAUCUCAGCCCUGGUGACCAGCACAUUCAUCAUCGAGAAGCAGCCCCCUCAGGUCCUGAAGACCCAGACCAAGUUUGCAGCGACGGUGCGCCUGCUGGUGGGCGGGAAGCUGAACGUGCACAUGAACCCCCCCCAGGUGAAGGCCACCAUCAUCAGUGAGCAGCAGGCCAAGUCACUGCUCAAGAAUGAGAACACCCGCAACGACUACAGUGGAGAGAUCCUGAACAACUGCUGUGUGAUGGAAUACCACCAAGCCACCGGCACCCUGAGCGCGCACUUCAGGAACAUGUCCCUGAAGCGAAUUAAGAGGUCUGACCGUCGUGGAGCAGAGUCAGUGACUGAAGAAAAAUUUACAAUCCUGUUCGAAUCACAGUUCAGUGUUGGUGGAAAUGAGCUGGUUUUUCAGGUCAAGACUCUCUCCCUCCCGGUGGUGGUGAUUGUCCAUGGCAGCCAGGACAACAAUGCGACGGCCACUGUUCUUUGGGACAAUGCUUUUGCAGAGCCUGGCAGGGUGCCAUUUGCCGUGCCCGACAAAGUGCUGUGGCCGCAGCUGUGUGAGGCGCUCAACAUGAAAUUCAAGGCCGAAGUGCAGAGCAACCGGGGCCUGACCAAGGAGAACCUCGUGUUCCUGGCACAGAAACUGUUCAACAGCAGCAGCAGCCACCUUGAAGACUAUAAUGGCAUGUCCGUGUCCUGGUCCCAGUUCAACAGGGAGAAUUUGCCAGGACGAAAUUACACUUUCUGGCAGUGGUUUGAUGGUGUGAUGGAAGUGUUAAAAAAACAUCUCAAGCCUCAUUGGAAUGAUGGGGCCAUUUUGGGUUUCGUGAACAAGCAACAGGCCCAUGACCUACUUAUUAACAAGCCUGAUGGGACCUUCUUGCUGAGAUUCAGCGACUCUGAAAUCGGUGGCAUCACCAUUGCUUGGAAGUUUGAUUCUCAGGAAAGGAUGUUUUGGAAUCUGAUGCCUUUUACCACCAGAGACUUCUCCAUCCGGUCCCUGGCUGACCGCUUAGGGGACCUGAAUUACCUUAUCUACGUGUUUCCUGAUCGGCCAAAAGAUGAAGUGUACUCCAAAUACUACACACCAGUCCCAUGCGAGCCUGCCACUGCUAAAGCGGUGGACGGAUACGUGAAGCCACAGAUCAAGCAAGUGGUCCCUGAGUUUGUGAAUGCGUCUGCAGACUCUGCCGGGGCCAGCGCCACCUACAUGGACCAGGCCCCCUCCCCAGCCGUGUGCCCCCAGGCUCAUUAUAACAUGUACCCACAGAACCCUGACCCCGUCCUUGACAAUGAUGGGGACUUUGAUCUGGAUGACACAAUGGAUGUGGCGCGGCGUGUGGAAGAGCUCUUGGGCCGACCUAUGGACAGUCAGUGGAUCCCUCACGCGCAGUCAUGACGCCCCCAUCUCCAUCUUUAGCUUCUUCGUCCUCGCCAGAGGAGUUACUCUUGUGGAUGUUUUAAUUCCAUGAAUCGCUUCUCUUUGGAAACAAUACUCAUAAUGUGAAGUGUUAAUACUAGUUGUGACUUUAGUGUUUCUGUGCAUGGUGGCACCAGUGAAGGGAACGUGUGUGAGUGUGUGAGUGUGAGGGUGUGUGGGUGUGUGUGUGUGUGAGUUUUCACAUUGGGCUGUUUCUCCCCCUUGCUGUCCAGAGUUUAGUUGCAGCACUGGGGCCAUAAACAGUGGCUGUGGUUGUUUUAACCUUGUGUAAAAGGCAGUAGUUCCAUGAACCCUGGAACUUGGCCAUGUGUUCAGAGGGUGGCUGAACUUUGACAUGUGGCUGUUCAAGUCAGAGAAGGACAAAGGGAGGAGAAAGCACCUCUCCUGUGAGAUUUGUCACUGUGUCUGCCAAGCAAUUGAUAUAUAACCGUGAUUGUCUCUGCUUUCCUCUGAAAUGUACAAAUUGCCUUUUGAAAAAGAAAGCCAUCCUCCCUCCUUCCCUCUCCCUGACUCCCGUUUUCCUGGGUAGGGAUGGGAAAAAGCGGGGACAUACAGUGAUUGCUGGGGCAAGGGAAGUCACGGGUUGUCUGACGGGUAGUUGCUUUUUAAGUAACACUGAACCCAUGUUUUCUCAUUCCCUCUCCUUCCAUCCACUGUGUGAAUUGCCCCUCAGUUCUGUGUGUGUGCACGUGUGCAGACACGUUUGAUGAACCAGAGAAAAGAAAAGAGGGUCACAUAACCGCAGCUUACAGUGCUGAUGUCCUUUGUGUCGCAGCCAGAGUGGAAGGCCAGGCCGUGACCCACAGGCGCUGAGAAAGCUGCCUUGCCACCCGGGGCAGCUGCCCUCUGGUCUGCCCGUCCUUCUGCCCGAGCGCGGCUACCCCGCGGCUUACUGAUGGUGGCCACUAGCACAGGCUGACUGGUGUUUUGUUUCUAAAUCGGGACUUCUUGUUUUGCUCUUCCCACCCUGAUCUGAUAUCACAGCCCUUUCUUCCUGUGGCAGGUCCUGUGCCAUUCACACCCAGGUCACCUCGAUUCCCUUCACUGUCCACACGGGCCAUCUCAGGGAGGGGCCAGUGGGGGUGCAGUUCGAACCCAGGGCCAGCGUGCUCAGCGACGUUGUUGCCCACUUGGUACGGGCCACUGGGGGUCAGCGUUGGUAAUCUGGGGCAACACAGUCAGUGGGUUUCCUAGGAAGUUUGGUAAGCUGCAGAAACCAAACAAAACAGCUUCAGUACAACGUCCACGAUUUCUUCCGUAGCUUUACCCCAGAAGGAAGGAACGGUCUAUCGCAUUCAGGUGGGAAGAGGGGGAAGCAGGUAUAGCUUUCCGGGUAGGCCUAAAGGUCACUCACCCCCGGCCCCCUUCUCCAAAAGAAGGAAUGACCACACCAGGAGAGAAUGGCCCUAAAAACCUUAUUUUUAUACAUGUGAGUAAAUAAACAUAUUUUUUUUACAAAAAUGACUUCUGAAUUUAUCAGUGUUUUGAUGUUAAAGGAAAAUAUUCCUCUGUAGUAAAUUAUUUAUUGGAAGAUGACUUUUUAAAAGCUGCUGUUUGCCCUGGCUUGGUUUCAUACACUGAUUUAUUUUUCUAUGCCAGGCAGUAGAAUCUCUCUGCCUCUGAGGAGCAGGCCGACCCUUCCAUGAUACCAGCAGUGACAUAGGAUGUCGCUAAGCCCUUUACAUACCCCUCAAGAUUUGAUUAAAAUUCCACCCAUGAGGAUGAGUGUUGGGGAAGCGGGAGGAGGAGGCCUGACCGCUCUCGGACCCAGUCAUAAAGAGCCCUUCCCUGCCUGCCCAUUGGACUUCACCAGCACCGGCCCCUGAGUGUCCUGAGUGCCCUGAGUGCCCUGAGUGCCGUGGCAGGCCGGCCGGGAGCUCAGCAGCCCCGACGGGGCGGGACUGACACACUUUCACGUUGGCAGGGACCCAGCCCCAGGGUGUGCUGUGGGCAGAGCUUGCCCUUGACGGUUGGCACUGGAGAUUGGGGGGACAGGAGCCAAAGAGCGUGGCUGCCCCGAGCAGAGGGGUCCCAUGCUGGUACGGUCGCUGACCUGUCCUCCGUUUUCCUGAGGCUGCGCUGAUAGAUGGGAGAGAUGUUUGACUGAAAGGUAUGCUCGCUAUCUGCAUUGUGUUUUCUCUUUUCUCCCUGUUCCUGCAAACCACAAAAGAGGCAGUGGCAAGUCUUGACCUCCUCUGCCUCUCACUCGCCCCCAGACACGCACACACAUAAGUCAUCAAAUGUUUCAAUGUGUGGUAUGUGCCGGGUUUUUGUAGGGGGGUGGGGAGACUAAAAGUGAAUAGAACUUAAAGUGGAAGUAUACUUUUUAUAAUUUUUCUUUUUAAAACUUUGUGAAAUUAUUUCAGAUACAUAUUUUAGUGUUGAGGCAGAUUAGUAUGUAGCCACCAAAAAAGUAUUGUGUACAAUCUGGGGCAGUCACAAAAUUGUGUAUUUUAUGUUACAAUAAAGGCUUCCUCUGAAGGGAC
Prionailurus viverrinus (fishing cat) is the source of this 5052-nucleotide messenger RNA. RefSeq names its product signal transducer and activator of transcription 5B. NCBI's taxonomy places the organism in Eukaryota, Metazoa, Chordata, Mammalia, Carnivora, Felidae. Gene Ontology annotation, biological process: regulation of cell population proliferation; defense response; regulation of transcription by RNA polymerase II. Gene Ontology annotation, molecular function: DNA-binding transcription factor activity, RNA polymerase II-specific; RNA polymerase II cis-regulatory region sequence-specific DNA binding. Bases 161 to 2524 code for a protein of 787 amino acids. The transcript is spliced from 19 exons. The record is from RefSeq and is a predicted model, not a curated record.